This is a messenger RNA of Colletotrichum phormii, 1427 nucleotides long. Its product is annotated as Ccc1 family. The coding region runs from base 403 to 1215 and encodes 270 amino acids. Gene Ontology annotation, cellular component: fungal-type vacuole membrane. The transcript has a single exon. Gene Ontology annotation, molecular function: iron ion transmembrane transporter activity; manganese ion transmembrane transporter activity. NCBI's taxonomy places the organism in Eukaryota, Fungi, Ascomycota, Sordariomycetes, Glomerellales, Glomerellaceae. Gene Ontology annotation, biological process: intracellular manganese ion homeostasis. The record is from RefSeq and is a predicted model, not a curated record.
GCAUUUCUCAACCGACCUUUUGGUUGUGUUGUGGCUGUGCCGUAUCGUCCACUUAGAAGCGCAGAAACGGCGCGUGGACAGGAGCGAUUAUGAAUUGGAGACUUAGUCGUGUGAGGGGCAAAAUGCAGUCCAUCCUGUGCCGGUGUAUCAUUGCCGGGGUUCUCCUCCCGUCUCUCUGCAAUUUGAGCUUCCAAAGGUUGAAUCUCCAAGCUCUGUGCUUCGAUCCCCGGAAUUCAAUGUGAAUAUCUCGAAUUGUCAUAUGCUUCACUCAGUUAACGCAUACCUACUUUACUUGUCCUCACAGCCUUAAUCCAGUCCGACGAGUCCCCUUCAGACUGUCGGAUGUUGGGCCGAAUCGCCAAGACACUCUCCAACUACGAAAUACAGACACACAUCUAAGCAAUGGUCUCUCCAAAGCUUUCUCGCUUCCUAUCAGACUUCACACUCGGCUUCUCAGAUGGCCUCACCGUGCCAUUCGCCCUGACAGCCGGCCUGAGCUCACUCGGCCGUAGCGAGACAGUCAUCUAUGCCGGCCUUGCGGAGCUAUGUGCGGGAUGUAUCAGCAUGGGGAUUGGAGGUUACCUGGCAGCGCGAGACUCUUCACACGAUGACUCUCGGAGGGUGCAGCCGCCGCCGGUAGAUGAGGAGGAACAGGGCAUGUUGUCAUCGGCAGGAAGACGCAGCGAGGAUGAGAUCGACGACGACAAGCGCCGCGCGGACGAAAAAGUAGAUGAAGAGGAAGCAGUGCUCCGGUAUUUACAACCACUAGGCUUACCCGAGACGACUGUUGCGAUGGUAGUCGAAGCCGUGAGAUCUCAAUCGGGAGGAUUUAGCUGGGCUUCAGAGAGAAUCAGGGGCGCGCAAGCUAGCCGACCGGGAGCAUUCAUCGAAAAUGACGCGGUCGAAUCAAGUCGCCUGCCAGUAUCACCGAUCUUUUCGGGCCUGUCCAUCUCCCUCGGGUAUCUCUGCGGCGGGCUGAUGCCUCUGCUGCCGUACUUCUUCGCCUCAAGCGUGGGUCGCGGGCUUCUGUGGAGCAUUGCCGUCUGUCUCAUCGCCCUGUUCGCCUUUGGAGCCGGAAAAGGCUGGUUGUUGGGAGAUGGGAAGACAUCACGCAUACGAUGCAUGUGGGAGGGCUUCCAGAUGAUGUUGUUUGGUUGUUGUGCCGCGGGAGCUGCGGUGUUGUGUGUACGGCUGGUCGAUCAGAAGUGGACGUGAGGUGGCAUAUCGAGAAAAGAGAGAUAGGUAUCCCAUCGGGUGCUGAUGGACCUCAUUUUUGCCAAGACUCAAUCGCCCCACUAUUUACCCAUUUUUUCACCGCGUUGAAAGGGGUACUUGACGGUACGUCAUUUAUCCCUAUGCUCUUUUACCUAUUAUUGCCACUAUUACUACCAUUUCAAUUACUGCUGCGAUGUCUUCUAGUGAUUCUG